GAGAAAACAAAUCCUCACAGUGUAUUCACCAAGAGCCAUUUGCUUUCAAGUGCCUUACAGAUCUUCUUUGCUGGAGUGGAGACCACCAGCACGACACUAUACUAUUCUCUCCUAAUUCUCCUAAAACACCCUGAUGUCACUGCUAAGUUUCAAGAAGAGAUUGACCGUGUAAUUGGACAAAAUCGCAGCUCAACAAUGAAAGACAAGAGCUCUAUGCAAUAUACGGAAGCCAUAAUGCAUGAAAUUCAUCGAUUCACAGAUUUACUUCCAUUGGGUGUACCACGGAAAACAGUAAGGGAGGUUACCCUGAAAGGAUACACGAUACCACAGGGCAUCAAUGUUUUCCCAUUGCUCAGCUCUGUGCUUAAAGACCCAACCUGCUUCAAGUACCCAACAGAAUUUAACCCAGAGAAUUUCCUGAAUGAGAACGGAGAGUUUCAGAAGAAUGAAGCCUAUAUGCCUUUUGCUGCAGGGAAGAGAAAUUGCCCUGGAGAGCCAAUGGCACGAAUGACACUUUUCCUCUUCCUCACCACCAUCCUGCAGAACUUUGACUUGAAAUCCUCUGUUCCCCUUGAAGAGUUGGACAUUACGCCUCUCGUAUCUGGACUUGGAAACUUGCCUAGGAAUUAUAAAUGUGCAUUUAUAACCCGCUAG
This is a messenger RNA of Staurois parvus, 654 nucleotides long. Lineage: Eukaryota; Metazoa; Chordata; Amphibia; Anura; Ranidae. The record is from the annotation of a GenBank genome assembly.